This is a messenger RNA of Gymnodraco acuticeps, 1576 nucleotides long. RefSeq names its product mitochondrial ribosomal protein S2 (gene mrps2). Gene Ontology annotation, cellular component: mitochondrial small ribosomal subunit; ribosome. Gene Ontology annotation, molecular function: structural constituent of ribosome. Lineage: Eukaryota; Metazoa; Chordata; Actinopteri; Perciformes; Bathydraconidae. The transcript has 4 exons. The record is from RefSeq and is a predicted model, not a curated record. Gene Ontology annotation, biological process: translation. Bases 118 to 945 code for a protein of 275 amino acids.
GUGAUGGGUGAUGUAGUUUAAUGCAUAGAGCGUUCACGACAGACGGACUUUACGGCAGUCCCUGAACUACAAACACGCAGUCGCAGUUUGCUGACCUUCCGUGGUACUCAAGCAAGCAUGGCUGCCCGGGCACUUACGAAAGGGCUUUGGGCGCUACGACAGUCCAGAGCUGUUACAAUCGGAUACCCCGCUUCUGGACAUUUCUACGGCACCGAGGCAGCUGUCAAAUCACCUCAACUACAAGUUGAGGAUGCUUCAGAAAGGAUAAUGACCCUGCCACUCGAGAAGCCUGACUUCUUUCGUGUGUCGGAGCUCUUCUCGGUCAAAUCCCUGUUCGAGGCCAGGGUGCAUCUUGGACAUAAGAAGGGCUGCAGACACAGGCUCAUGGAACCAUACCUGUAUGGCUGCCGAUUGGAACAAGAUAUUAUUGAUCUGGACCAGACCAUGGAGCACCUUCAGCUGGCCCUGAACUUCACUGCACAUGUAGCGUAUCGGGGGGGCGUCAUACUGUUUGUCAGCCGCCAGCGUCAGUUCAGCCAGCUGGUGGAGAGCACUGCUAAGGGAUGUGGGGAGUACGCUCACACCCGUUACUGGCAGGGCGGCCUCCUCACCAACGCCCCGAUCCAGUACGGCCCUGGGGUCCGCCUGCCAGACCUCAUCGUCUUCCUCUCCACUCUCAACAAUGUGUUUCAGCAGCACGUGGCAAUCAGAGAUGCAGCAAAGAUGAACAUUCCUACAAUUGGAGUGAUUGACUCAAACUGCAACCCCAGCCUGUUGACGUACCCCGUGCCCGGCAAUGAUGACACACCUAUUGCCAUGGAGUUGUACUGUCACUUAUUCAAGAUGGUUAUCAAUCGUGCUAAGGACAAAAGGAAACGCAUGGAGCUACUGCCGUCCGCUGCUCCUCUUAAUGCCUCUGAAUUAUUGGGAAAAAAAUCUAACUAGUGUUUUGGGGGAAAAGCAAGAAUGCUGUCUUAUGUUAAGGGUUGCAACUCAAAAUUCAAAUUAUUUUAAUAAUCGAUUAAUCUGCCACUUCUGGACUAUAAAUUGUAAGAACAUUUUUAAAAAUGCCCAUUCCAGUUUCUCAAGAUGUCAUGUUUUGUCAGUCAAUAACCCAAAAGUAUUCCGUUUAAUUUAAUAUAACAGAAUAACGGACAACAUUUGAAAGGCUGGAAAAAGCAUUUUUGCCAUUUUUGUAAAUUACCUAAGAAAUUAAUCGAUUAUCAGAAUAUUUCUCUGUAGAUUCACUAAGCGUUGCAACUCCACUAAUGUUAAGACUGAAGUUGUGUGUAUGUUAUUAUUAUUAUUAAAGGAAUCUUUUUGUUACGUAUGGUCUUCUGGUUUUAAUUUAAUAACCUACUGUAUUUUUGUAGACCUUCACUGUUUUGCAUCUCUGACUAAACAAUGAAUUUUGUCUACUGCCAUAAUCUAAAUUCUUGUGUUGCUGUUGUGAAAGUGUCAAAUUACUUUAGAAACUCCUGUUAUAGUUUCCCAGGUACCAGAAAGAUUCUGUUCAAAUUGCUUGAUUUAUCUACCCAUUGCUGUAAAAUGCUUAAUAAAAGGAUAUAAAGGGAAA